UUGGGGGAUUUUUAAGAAAUGAGUUUACAGCCCAGAGCGCCAUAUCAGCUAGCGGAGACUUAAGACGCGGGCAUGUCAACGCAGUGUUAUUCUUUCCAUUGCGCUCUCUCUCUCUCUCUCACACAAAAAUGAAUUUCUUCUUUCAUACUUCACAUUGGGUCUGAAUUCCGCUCAUAUCUAAAGGUAUUAGUCUCUCUCUGAGUAAUCAUAACAGUUAACUCCUUUGGAGGUAGAGCUAUUAUUUCUAGAUUUGGAGGUUAUCAAGUUGAAGAAGAUUGCCCAACCUUCUAUUUCUCACCAUAAUUUCAAAAGUGGAGUUGAUAAAGCUGAUUGAAAAAUGGCAUCUUUUGUGAGGAUUACAGUUCUGAUGUGGGCUGACAUACUAGCAGCGUAUGCUAUGUGGGUGAUGAUGACAUACUUAACAAAUGUUUGGAAACUUAAUUUGACACACGCCGCUGCGAUUAUAAACAUUUGGGGGGGUCUAGCCUCCAUAAUGCCAAUUGGCUUUGCCUUCGUUGUAGACACCUUCAUGGGUCACUAUGCAAUGCUCUUGGUGUCAAGUAUUGCCUAUAGCAUUGGGUUGGGCUUCUUGGCUAUGUCUACACCACCAGUUCUUUCUAAAUCCACAGGCAACUGCAGUGCAUACCAGCCAGAAUGCAUCGGUGACGCGCAAAAAAUCCUCUAUUACACUGCUUUAGCUUUGAUAGCCGUGGGGAUUUCUGGUCACGCAGUCUCUUUGACUUCAUUCUUCAAUAAACAAACUACUGACCAGACAGAGGACGAUGAAUGGAAACUUCCAUUUCAAUGUGUAGGCAUCUUUACUGUGCUCCUUGUCCCCAUAAUUGGAGGUAUUGCACUUCCAUAUAUAAAGCCAUGGUCAAUCCGGUUUGGAAUUCCAGCAAUAUGCACCGUGGUGGCAACACUUUUAUUCUUGAGUGGCUCAUGGUCAUACAAACAUGAUAAGCCACAAGGGAGCCCUCUCACAACUGUGUUCAGAGUCUUUGUGGCUUCUGCUUCCAAGAUAAGCCAUCAAUGCCCACAAAAUGCUAGUGAGCUCUAUGAGAAAUGUAACCUUAAACAGCCGGCUGUCCCUCGCAGUGGUGGCCUCAGGUGCCUAAACAAGGCUGCCAUUGUAUUGCCAACACCAACUAAAGAAGAACAAGAGAAAAAUAGAUGGAGACUUUGUGGUGUUACAGAGGUUGAAGAAACCAAAAUUGGUAUUCGCAUGGUCCCAAUGUGCAUGACCUUCAUUAUUUUUGGGGUGGUAAUAUCUAUUGGAAAAACUUACUUCAUUGAGCAAGCAAACCACAUGAACCGCAAGGUGGGACACUUAACUGUCCCUCUUCCGCUAUUUCUAAUGUUCUAUGACUUUGCAAAGGCACAGUUCACGAUAAUAUAUUUCAGCAUGGUGUACUGCUUUGGCGGAUCGGGAUCAAAACGUUAUGGUCCCCCAACUGGAAUUGCUGUAGCAAUGGUAUUUUCAGUACUAUGUUGUAUCACUGCUGCAAAAGUGGAAACUCGAAGGCACAAUGUGAUUAGGAGCCAUGGUUUACUUGACAAGCCGGACGAGAAAAUCCCAAUGAGCAUAUUUUGGCUGCUUCCACAGUUUCUCCUCCUUGGCGCCGUUGAUGGAAUAUCUGAAAGUAGCAUUGCUAAAUUCUUCAAAGAUCAAGCACCUCCCUCCAUGACAACCUACCUGACAUUUUUUACCCAUGUGUUAUUUGGUCUAGGAAUCAUGGCUAGUGUUCUUUUUGCAUAUAUAGUAGGUGAGGUUAGUGAGAAGAGAGGGAAACAAAAUUGGUUCCAGGAGACCUUAAAUAAGAGUCAUUUGGAUAAAUAUUAUUGGACACUGGCAGUUUUAAGUAGUGUCAUUCUGGUGUUGUAUAUAUUGGUGGCAUUGUGCUACCCUUAUAGAGAAUCAGCACCAGAAGAUGAGGAAGUGCCACCGAAUGGAGAUUCUGCGCAACAACCCUAUGAGGAUAACCCACAGUGUUGCUGCUGUUGUGGCUAGAUGUGGAUAUGCUGUAUUAUUUAGUGUUGAUUUAUGUUGUAGUAUUUUGCAAUUCAACAUGUUACAUAAUGUGUAUGAUGUUGCAAUUCAAUUGUUGUAUUUUACGUA
This is a messenger RNA of Cornus florida, 2119 nucleotides long. Its product is annotated as protein NRT1/ PTR FAMILY 5.5-like. Bases 338 to 2011 code for a protein of 557 amino acids. The transcript has 5 exons. Gene Ontology annotation, molecular function: transmembrane transporter activity. Lineage: Eukaryota; Viridiplantae; Streptophyta; Magnoliopsida; Cornales; Cornaceae. The record is from RefSeq and is a predicted model, not a curated record. Gene Ontology annotation, biological process: transmembrane transport. Gene Ontology annotation, cellular component: membrane.